Spirometra erinaceieuropaei is the source of this 1648-nucleotide messenger RNA. NCBI's taxonomy places the organism in Eukaryota, Metazoa, Platyhelminthes, Cestoda, Diphyllobothriidea, Diphyllobothriidae. The record is from the annotation of a GenBank genome assembly.
AUGCAUAUUGAUUUCUGGUUACACACAUGCAUACUAGUGCACACCUCAAGCUACCACAAGGUACGGGUUUCUCUGGAGUCCCAGGACCCAAAUGUUCUCGAAGAGACGAACGAGGCCUUCAAGGAACGUCUACGUGGAGGUAGAGCACAUAAAAUAUUCUUUACUCUUGCGCAUUCGGUACCAACAUGUAUCUGAAGCCUCCUAGGUGGCAGUUUUUGAAACUUGGAGUAUGACCGACCGAAAAGUUCCCGGUUCAGUGCAUCCUGUCCUUCGUAUUUUACAGACUGCUCUAAAGCGUUCUAGUGUUAGCUUUGUGUGAGGUUGUUGUGUGAGUUAGCAGCAUGCAGUAAUGGUAACAACAUUGUGGAAAAGCGGAGGCGUGAUUUUUUUCCGAAUAGUUAACCCGACCGGGGGCUACUUCCUUAAGUACAUUACCUAUCAGUUAAUGCGUUUUUUUUAAUCAAAACAAAUAGCGAAAAACGAAAGCAGAUUUACUUUUGAAAUACAAUAUAAAAACAUAUUUCUCAAGAGCAGCACAAAUAAAAUUGAAAGGACGAAUAUGCUUCACAAUUGAGAGUAAAGCAUGAAGUUUGCACUUUCGUGUCCUUGCUACUCUGGAGGUAAGUAGUCAGAGACAUCAUUCACAAGACCAUUGGAUGGAGGAAUGAGAUGGACGACGAUAGAUGUGAAGGAACACACAGUAUCGACCCUUUCCACUUUUUAAGUAGAUCUGCCCCUAAUAGGUUGUUGAAAGGCCGAGGAGAUCGUCCUCCGUUCCACUCUGUCUCCACCGUCUCUUCUCUCCACUCUACCCUAUUCAACCACGGUCAGGAAGUUCCACGGCUAGGGCAACAUGCAAUCAAGUAGGCAGCACAGGCCAGUCGAGUUGUUCUUUCAUCAAACUCUGUGGCCCAGAGUAGACAGCGGUAUCCCUCUGGUGCGAUAAACAGCCCUAUUUAGGGACGGAACUGCUUACCCCCUCGCAGGGGAGGGAGCCGCAAAAGGUGCCCGAAACACAUGCUGAGUUCACGACAUCUGCGUGUAAACCGUGGAUCACCGACUGAUAAGUAUGCAGUCGAAACCACCAAAAUAGAAACAAUGGUCUCUUUCUUCCUCCUCCCCUCCGCCCCAGGCUGCUAGAGUCAGUCCGCUCACUCUGGCAGCUCGGAAUGUUCGCCCCCUUUUAGAUAAACCCAGGAAUAACCGACCGGAACGGAGGAAAAAGCUAGUCGCUCGGGCACUGACGCGCUACAAGGUAGACAUUGUUGCACUCAGCAAGACUCGGUACUUCGAACAAGGCCAACUGGAUGGGGUGGGUGCCGGAUACACCUUCUUCUGGAGCUGUCACCCCAGGGCAGAGCGAGGAGACAUGUGCAUUCCAUUUACCAUCCGGAGCGACAUCGCCGGACGACUGCCUUGUCUACCGCAGGGCACCAGCGACCGCCUGAUGUGCCGGCGCCAGCCUCUUCGGGGAUCACAAUUAGCUACCACCACUAGCGCCUACGUCUUAAUAAUGACCAGAUCUGGCGAAACGAAGACCAAGUUCUACGAAAAGCUGCACGCCCUUUUGGCGUCUGUGUCAAAGCCGGACAGGCUGGUUGUCCUUGAGGACUUCAAUGUCCGCGUUGGAAGAGGCUACGCUGCCUGA